AUGUUCCCGACAAUGCUUCUUCACGGAGCCCUGCUCACCGCCGCUCUCGCCAGGGCCGACAACGUGUCCCUCGUCACUGUGGCCGCGACAACAGCCACCGUGAUCGUUGGCAACGGGUUGACCAACGGGACCCAGCAGCUGGCUCAGCUCACCACUGUCGGCCUCAGCACCGUCACAGUGUACAGCAACCAGCAGAAACCACCUCAGGCCACCGUCACCUUCACGCCCGGAAACAGCCUUGGCGAUUUGGAGGUCACCUUGCCACCCAUUGACGCGUCCCAACUGUCGGAACUCACAAGCUCUAUCCUUGCCAACAUCACGAGCGUGGUAUCCAACUUGACCGCUCCUACGGCCAACUCGAACUUGACUUUGUCUGCCACCUCUCAAGAUUCUGCGACAUCGUCGGCUGCAUCAGGCACAGGCUCUCCAGAGGUAUCAACAGCUACCCAGUCUGCCCCCACGACGACCAAUUCGACAAAUCAAGCUGCUGACACGAAUGGGCUUUUUGGCCGAAGCCUCAAGGCAAUGGCGGUUGGCUUUCUCCUGGCUUUGGCGCUCUGA
This is a messenger RNA of Podospora pseudocomata, 561 nucleotides long. RefSeq lists its product as uncharacterized. NCBI's taxonomy places the organism in Eukaryota, Fungi, Ascomycota, Sordariomycetes, Sordariales, Podosporaceae. Bases 1 to 561 code for a protein of 186 amino acids. The transcript is spliced from 2 exons. The record is from RefSeq and is a predicted model, not a curated record.